AUGACGAAUAAGAUUUUUAAUUUGGAGAGUUUUUUGGGUAUUGCUGGGGACGUUCACUCCUUCGACCACAACGACGAAGCCGACUUCCUACUCUCCAACAUCAACUCACCCAAACACUCUCUCAACACAGGGUUAGGUUGGAUGUGUGAGAAUCCGUUGUAUAAGUUUCCGAAUGAGAACAGUCACUGGGACAAUCCAAUCGACACCACAAACGAAUUCCUAAAACUACUCAACCACAACACACACGAACUCUCCGACAGGGAGAAAAAUGAUAAUCUGGCUGAAAUCACAAAAUCGCUUGAAAAACUUAAAUUCUCCGAAUAUACAACAAAGUUCCCCGAUAAUAUCAAACACAAUGACAACUGUAAACUGGGUGACUCAAUUAGACAUAGUGACACUAUGCCAGUGUUGAGAGGAGUUAGAAAUGUGUAUGAGGAGCGGGUAGAGGGGGAGGAUUAUUCGGCGUAUAUAACAGAGGGUACGGGAACGAUACUGAAGAUAAUUGAGGCGAGUCAGCUCUGGUUAAAGCACACGAGCUCCGAGAAAAUUCCACUCAAAAUAAAGAAACAAUUCACGAAAAAUGAUAACUUUGUCGUUUUAAUCAAAAAACAAUACACACACUAA
This is a messenger RNA of Theileria parva strain Muguga, 624 nucleotides long. RefSeq lists its product as uncharacterized. The transcript is spliced from 3 exons. The record is from RefSeq and is a predicted model, not a curated record. The coding region runs from base 1 to 624 and encodes 207 amino acids. NCBI's taxonomy places the organism in Eukaryota, Apicomplexa, Aconoidasida, Piroplasmida, Theileriidae.